This is a messenger RNA of Aspergillus pseudotamarii, 1714 nucleotides long. RefSeq lists its product as uncharacterized. The transcript has 3 exons. Bases 375 to 1556 code for a protein of 393 amino acids. Gene Ontology annotation, molecular function: protein binding. The record is from RefSeq and is a predicted model, not a curated record. Gene Ontology annotation, biological process: proteasome-mediated ubiquitin-dependent protein catabolic process. Gene Ontology annotation, cellular component: GID complex. NCBI's taxonomy places the organism in Eukaryota, Fungi, Ascomycota, Eurotiomycetes, Eurotiales, Aspergillaceae.
ACCAUCCCUUCGCCUAUAUACCCUCCUCCGCCGCUCCCGACCGCCCUGACCCUCCUAUCCCCACUGAACCUACGUCGUCCUACCCGAGAAGCGUUGCCGCUUCCGAUAGCAUCCUGUCGUCAUCCCGCCCAGAUCCCUCCGUCGACAGCUCCUACCCAGCCGUCGGUGCUACUGGAAAUUUCCAUCUGUCGUCCACUCGCCGCCGUCGUCGCCGCCCGAGUACCCCUGGCGUAUCUGAAUCCAACAUCGAGGGAACAGGAGGUCAUACCGGAGAUCAUACGGCAAGUGAAGCCGGUGUCUCAGAACAAAGAAUCGUACCCACAAAUACUGCAGAGGGCCACUCACCGUCCCCCAAGCGCAGGCGCCUGACAAAUAUGCGUCCCGAUGGGGUAUCAAGUGCAAAUGGUCCUUCCCACGUGUCUAACGGCUCCGUUACCUCGCCGUCUCACAAGGUGGGUCUUUCCCACUCCUUGAACGGCCAGGCUUCGUACGCUGCCUCUAAUGGCGACCUUCAUACGAAUGGAGUACAAAAGUCCUCGGUCAGUCCUCCAUCCUAUUUCGGACAUGACCGCGAAGAAGUGACGCGCAUUCUCAUUCAAAGUUUGUACGAGCUUGGCUAUAAUGGAGCAGCUUCACUAUUGAGCAAGGAGAGUGGCUAUCAGUUGGAGAGUCCGGCAGUUGCUACAUUCAGAGGUGCAGUGCUUGCAGGACGUUGGGCGGAGGCGGAGCGAAUUUUGGUACAGUCGUUCUAUCCGGAUGGGACGAGGCGGGGGACGAGCGGCGACAGUGACCACCUUCCGACGAAGGAGAGGUUGGUGUUGGUGGAAAAUGCGGAAAUGAAUGAGAUGCUCUUCUAUUUGCGACAACAGAAGUUUUUGGAACUGCUAGAGGCGCGUAAUCUUUCUGCGGCUCUGACCGUUCUUCGGCAUGAGUUAACGCCGCUUAAUUAUGAUAUCGCGCGUCUCCAUGCUCUAUCUAGCCUUCUCAUGUGUCCGCCGGAACAUCUUCAUGAUCAAGCCGGCUGGGAUGGCUCGAUUAGUUCUUCUCGUGAGAGAUUGUUAUCGGAAUUAUCAAAAUCUAUAUCGCCGUCAGUCAUGAUUCCUGACAACCGUCUCGCAAUAUUACUGGACCAUGUCAAGCAAAAUCAGAUCAACCAAUGCUUAUACCACAACACAGCAAGUCCGCCAUCGUUAUAUUCUGAUCACAUGUGCGAUCAGGCGGACUUUCCGUCUCGACCGGGGCUUGAAUUAAGUCAGCAUUCGGAUGAGGUCUGGUACUGUCAAUUCUCCCAUGAUGGCACAAAGUUGGUCACGGCAGGCCGCGACCACAGUGUCAUUAUCUACGAUACCAGCACUUUUGCUGUGCUGCAUAAGUUGAUGGAACAUGAUGACGGUGUUGUGCAUGCUUGUUGGAGCCCGGAUGACUCGAAACUUAUCACUUGCUCUCAGGAUAAAACGGCCCGUGUGUGGAGUGUGGAUGUAAGUCUCGCUUCUUACAAUCUGGACCGUAUUGUGACUAAAUGUUAUACAGACUGGGCGAUGCUUAUUGACCAUUAAUCACCAUCGACAGCCGGUUACAGCUGCAGCCUGGGCGGCAGACGGGGACUCUUUUGUGACCGCCUCUCUUGACAAAGACUCGCACCUAUGCCAUUGGAGUAUGCGCGGUCAUGCUCUGCACAUGUGGCAGGGUGACUUCCGCGUACAGGAUUGUGUCA